GAAUCUCUAUAGAAAAACAUCAGAUUAUUAUAUGAUUGACCUUUAUCUUAUUUUCUUGUUGGUUUUGGAAAAACAAAAUGGGUCAAGCUUUGGGUUGUAUUCAAGUUGAUCAGUCGAAUGUAGCAAUCAAAGAGACUUUUGGGAAGUUCGACGAAGUUCUUGAGCCGGGUUGUCACUGUUUGCCAUGGUGUUUGGGAAGUCAAGUCGCUGGUCACCUUUCCUUACGUGUUCAACAGCUCGAUGUUCGCUGCGAGACAAAAACUAAGGAUAAUGUGUUUGUCACGGUUGUUGCUUCCAUUCAAUACCGUGCCUUAGCGGAGAGUGCUCAAGAUGCUUUUUACAAGCUUAGCAACACAAGGAAUCAGAUUCAAGCUUAUGUCUUUGAUGUGAUCCGAGCAAGUGUACCUAAGCUGGAUCUUGACUCAACCUUUGAGCAAAAGAAUGACAUUGCAAAAACCGUUGAGACUGAGCUUGAAAAGGCUAUGUCGCAUUACGGGUAUGAGAUUGUUCAGACACUGAUUGUGGAUAUCGAGCCUGAUGUGCACGUCAAGAGGGCAAUGAAUGAGAUCAAUGCUGCUUCUAGAAUGAGAGAGGCAGCGAGUGAGAAAGCUGAGGCAGAGAAGAUUCUGCAGAUCAAGAGAGCUGAGGGAGAAGCUGAAUCGAAAUACCUUUCAGGUAUGGGUAUUGCCCGUCAGAGACAAGCCAUUGUGGACGGUCUGAGAAACAGCGUGCUCGCCUUCUCUGAGUCUGUUCCAGGAACAUCUUCGAAAGACGUGAUGGAUAUGGUUCUGGUUACUCAGUACUUCGACACAUUGAAGGAAAUUGGUGCUUCUUCGAAGUCAAACUCGGUGUUCAUACCGCACGGUCCAGGUGCUGUUAAGGACAUUGCUUCACAGAUCAGGGAUGGUCUUCUUCAGGGUAACUCUGCUGCUGAGUAAAGAGGUCUCAAAGUACAAAGGCUUUUCAGGGUUUAGAGUUGUGUUGUUGCUUCUUAGUUUAUCUUUAGAGGUUUGACGUUCUAUUUGCGAAGUCUACAUGGAUUCUUAAAUUUCUUAUCGCUUCACUGUUCUACUUCUAGGCUUGUAAACUGGAUCCACUGUCUUGCUUUGUGGGUUUGUGGAUAUAGUUUGGGCUUGAAAAUAUUUGACUUGUUUUGGGUUUUAAAUGUGAUUUUUGUGUCAAGAAAGUUUUUAUUUUUAA
Messenger RNA from Arabidopsis arenosa, 1200 nucleotides. The record is from the annotation of a GenBank genome assembly. NCBI's taxonomy places the organism in Eukaryota, Viridiplantae, Streptophyta, Magnoliopsida, Brassicales, Brassicaceae.